GGAGAGAGUUUUUGGACGUCAUCCGUGCGCUGUGGCACACGAACCUCUUUGUUCCUCGAACUCAUUGUGGUCGUCGAAAUCAAAUGACAGACAUACGCGAACAUUCAGCCGCGUCAGCUGUGUUUCCCACGACCAAAACCACUACCUCAUUGUCCUCGUUAUCCCGAGCUCGCACGGCGGGUGAAUACGAGUUUUGGAAUGUGGGGGAAGAAGAGACUGAAGUACUGCUGUUUCGCGCACAAGGGAUUAAGAUCCCACGGCUUGUAUUGGUCAUGGUACCUGGAAACCCAGGUGUGAUUGACUACUACGAGACCUUCCUGCAAGUGGUGUAUGAAUGCUGCAAUGAGAUGGUUGACAUUAUCGGAGUUCAACACCUAGGUCAUUCUUCAGCAGUAGAUCACGACCGAAACUUUUCAGUCAAAGAUCAAGUGAAUCACAAGAUUGCCUUGUUGGAUCUUAUCACGAAAAAAUAUGGAAAAGACAUGAAGAUUGUGCUCAUGGGUCACAGUUUUGGGGCGUGGGUGUCUGUUCAGAUGCUCAAGGCGCGGCCCUAUGCGAAUAUUGUCAAAAUCUUUGCCCUGUUUCCAACUUUACAUUCCAUCGCUGCCACUCCGAAGGGGCGGCGCAUAUCAUACCUUACUCUCCCCGUCGUCCGCUCCAUCCCUCCUCUGUUCGUCUCCUUCCUCCGAACUCUGACGUACUUUACUCCAAAACUGUUCCCACGUCUCAUCUCGACAUUUUCGGGACAAACUGGAACUGAUCUCUCAAUAACGUGUGGCAAACUCUUGCAUUAUCGCACUGUUCUCAACACGCUAUAUCUGGCAUCACAUGAGAUGAGAGAGAUUAAGGACCUCGAUGAGGAGACGGUAGAGAAAUAUAUCGAAAAGUUUGUGUUUUAUUAUGGAACGAGGGACGAGUGGUGCCCGGUCUGGCAUUGGGAACAAAUGUCUGCCAAGUUUCCAAAGGCUGAAAUUUAUCUAUGUCGAGACGAUCUCCCCCAUGCGUUUGUUCUCGGAUAUUCGGAUAUAAUGGGGCGAAAGGUCGCCCAGUGGAUAAGAAAUGUACUAUAGAUCUUAUGUGGAUGACAAGGAUGGACAGCGCAAUCGUGUGUGAAUUACUACGUACAGGUACAGUUAGAAUAGAUACUCGCUGUAGAGUGGAGAAGAUUGCUUUCACAGCUGAAGAGCGAAUAAGGAAAGAAUGAAGAAAGACAAAAUAGUCCAGAUCAUAGAGGCCUGAUCCAUGAGGCUAUUAUGUAUGCAAUACAUGAUUAAUAAAAGUAUAUCUAUCCA
Spizellomyces punctatus DAOM BR117 is the source of this 1292-nucleotide messenger RNA. Its product is annotated as bifunctional triacylglycerol lipase/ester hydrolase. Gene Ontology annotation, biological process: lipid storage. Gene Ontology annotation, cellular component: lipid droplet. The record is from RefSeq and is a predicted model, not a curated record. The transcript is spliced from 6 exons. Lineage: Eukaryota; Fungi; Chytridiomycota; Chytridiomycetes; Spizellomycetales; Spizellomycetaceae. Bases 84 to 1070 code for a protein of 328 amino acids. Gene Ontology annotation, molecular function: lipase activity.